Naegleria fowleri is the source of this 1116-nucleotide messenger RNA. RefSeq lists its product as uncharacterized. The record is from RefSeq and is a predicted model, not a curated record. Lineage: Eukaryota; Heterolobosea; Eutetramitea; Acrasida; Naegleriidae. Gene Ontology annotation, biological process: protein dephosphorylation. The transcript has a single exon. Gene Ontology annotation, molecular function: protein tyrosine/serine/threonine phosphatase activity. The coding region runs from base 1 to 1116 and encodes 371 amino acids. Gene Ontology annotation, cellular component: cytoplasm.
AUGUCUCGACCACACAUUUCCAACGUCCUCUUAGUCGAUCAAACGUAUUUCUACAACAAAACUCAAGACGUGGCAAUAUCAAAAUCCAUUUUUGAUGUAAGAUCAAGAAGUCAUUACGAUGAUAGUCAUAUUCGUGCGAGUUUUUCACUCGGAAUGGAAGAAUCGGAAAUGAUUCAAAGUUUGUUGGAACUCGUCAACGGAACAACCACAGCUGAACGAAUGGAUGAAAAUUUAAUUACCAUAAAAUUGAAUACACUAUUCGGAAAGAAUUCCCUGUUUAAAUUGAGAGGAUUAUCCUACAAGACCAUUUUGUUGUAUGGUGAUGAAAUUAAUAAUUGUGGGAACAAGGAUUUGUGUUCCAGUAGUAUGGCAACAAGUAAUGAUGAAUGCGAUACGACUCUUCCACCACCACUUGAAACACCUAUUGAAAAAUUCACACAUGAAGUUCAUCCUAAUUGUGAGCUGUUUUUACCAUCGUGUAUGAAAUUUUCUACUCCGAUUCAAUUGAGUGACAUGAAAAGAUAUCCUGUUCUAUUGUUGAGUGAAUUGUUACGAAGGGAAGGAAAAUUAGAUAAUAUUAUAGUGUUGACAAGUUACAAAUCGUUUUGUGACAAGUAUGGAUUUCUUUUGACAUUGCGAGAAACAGGUAUUGGUUAUCAAGGAAUUUAUCCAUCAGAAAUUAUUGAAAACUUUUUAUAUUUGGGUGAUAAGGAAAGUGCUUCGAGUGAUGUUGAACUCACUGAUUUAGGAAUUACAUAUAUUUUAAAUAUGGCGGAGGAAGUUUCCAAUGAUUUGGAAUUUUUGGAAGUCGCUCCAGGAGUGAAAAAGUAUUCCUAUUUAAAGUUAGGAACUGGUGACACAAUUUCACACAGUAUUUCGAACUUGUUCGAUCAAGCUAACGAAUUUUUACGACAAGCAUAUGAGAGAAACGGUAAAGCCAUUGUAAAUUGUAAUAUGGGAGUGAGCCGAAGCUCUACCACAGUGAUUUCAUACAUCAUGAAAUAUUAUGGAUUGAGUUUUGAACAAGUGUUUCAUCAUGUGAAAAACCAAAGAAGUGUCACUUGCCCGAACGCUUCAUUCCGAGAACAACUCAAGUCGUUUUACAACAGUCAAUAG